AUGUCCAAGGAGUUAAACCUCGCCACUCCUUCCGGCAAGGAACUUGGCCGUUCAGUGAGUAACCUCGAGACCGCGAAGGGCAAUGGCCCUCAGCGUAGUCUUUUGCGCUCCGUUUUUAUUGUCAUCACUUGUACCGCCGCAAUGGUUGUUAAUAUAUCUAAUACCACCUCCGUCUCUAUCUCGCUCCCUACGAUUGAGAAGGGCCUCGAUAUCGAGGAAGAACAGCUUCAGUGGCUCGUAUCCGCAUAUUCUCUCAGUUCUGGUUGUCUUCUAUUAUUCUUUGGCAGAUUGGCGGAUCUUUAUGGAAGAAAAAAGGCCUUUAUGCUCGGUACCAUUUGCCAGGUUGCAUUUUCUCUUGGUUGUGGCUUUGCACAAGAUGGUGUGACUCUCGCUGUGUUGCGUGGCUUCCAAGGUGUUGGAGGCGCUGCUACAAUACCAUCCGCACUCGGUAUCCUAGCGCAUGCAUUCCCACCAUCAAGAGCACGUUCGAUAGCAUUCGCUACCUUUGCAGCGGGUGCUCCUGUCGGUGGCGCGUUUGGCUAUGCUCAUCGGCGGUUUCUCACGCUGCCACCCAGAACGCAUUGGCGCUCUAUAUUUUAUAUGGCCGCAGCAACUUCAGCUCUCAUUGGAGUUUCUGGUCUUAUUUCCUUCGAUGCUGACGUUCCCUCAUCGGAAGUUGUCAAACGUGUCGACUGGAUCGGCGCUUCGCUUGUCACCAUCGGUUUGGUUUUGAUUGUAUUCGUACUCGGUGAAGGAGAAAUCGCUUCGGAUGGCUGGAAAACUCCGUAUAUUAUCGCGCUCCUAGUGAUCGGGGUGAUCUUAGUCGCACUAUUCUUACUUUGGGAAUGGAAGCUGGAACAAAUCAUCGAGGAAGAUCCAUCAAGAGCGGCAUCCAUGUGGACACCGCCACCACUCAUGAAGCUCUCACUUUGGACUAGAGCAAGGGGCCGGAUGGCCGUUGUUCUCUGUAUAGCGUUCUUAAAUUGGAGUGCUUUCAUUGGAUGGAGCUUCUGGGUCCAGCUGUAUUAUCAGAACUACCUGUUAUUGUCGCCGGUCAAGACUAUGAUCCGUUUCAUUCCCAUGUUUAUUGUCGGCUGUUUAUGCAAUUUUUUCGUGGCAAUGGUCGUUUCCAAAUUGCCCCUGGUUAUCUUUGUAGGCAAUGCAGUCAGCGGAUCACUCUUGACGGCAACUGCCACCAUCCUAUUCGCCCUUAUUGACCCGACCGUCACAUAUUGGGCCUUCUGUUUCCCAUCCACGGUUCUCAUCGUGUUCGGCGCUGACUUUGUGUACUCCGCCGGGACUAUCUUCAUUGCCAAAACCUCGCUCCCACAUGAACACAGCGUAGCUGCAGCUCUAUUUCAAACUAUGACACAGAUUGGCACGGCCUUCGGUCUAACUAUAUCCACGAUCGUGUUCAAUAGUGCGGUUGAUAAGGAGUCUGCCAAACUCGGUGUUACUGUUAACGCUAGCGGCACUAACGCGCCCAUGUCUGCACAACUCGUGGGGUACAAGGAUGCGCAGUGGACUUCUACAUCAUUCGCCUUGAUGGGUGCGCUACUGGCAGCGCUUUUCCUCUGGAGUGUUGGUAUCGUUGGACACCAAAGGGUUAUCAGACACGUUGAUUCCGAUGAGACUAUGGCUAUGAAGCACGAGCCUAGCAGCGCUGAGAUAUCCCCUAGGCCCAACUAA
Messenger RNA from Suillus fuscotomentosus, 1689 nucleotides. RefSeq names its product major facilitator superfamily domain-containing protein. Gene Ontology annotation, biological process: transmembrane transport. Gene Ontology annotation, molecular function: transmembrane transporter activity. The transcript has 11 exons. The record is from RefSeq and is a predicted model, not a curated record. Lineage: Eukaryota; Fungi; Basidiomycota; Agaricomycetes; Boletales; Suillaceae. Gene Ontology annotation, cellular component: membrane. The coding region runs from base 1 to 1689 and encodes 562 amino acids.